CAUAAUUCCCAUUUUAUUUUUCUCACCUUUUCCAAAAAAAAAAAAAAAAAAAAAAAUCAUUUUAUUUUUUCUUCCCCACCAUCGACGUGGUCACAAUCCCCAUUUUACCCCCACCACAUCUCCCUCUUCCCUUUUCUCACUACACUAUAAACCCCCCUUCAACAAACACUCUUCUUAAGUCAAAUUCGUCAAUUCAAAAUCCAAACACACAAAAAACUCACUCUCUUUCUCUCUCCUACUCCCUCUUUCUCUCUCCACCGCACGCGCCGCCGCCAUGUCGAGUCGCCACCUCCUGAACCACCUCUCCCAACUCACAACCGACGAAAACUCCCGCUUACUCCACUGGCAUUACUCCGAAUUCGACGACCACAAUUUCCAAAUCCACGGCCAAACCCUCUUUUACCUCUUCAUCCUCUUCUCCAUCAUCCUCCUCGUCACCCUCUUAUUACUCUACGCGCGGUGGUACUUCCGCUUUCGCCACGCCCACCACGCGCACUACCACAACUCACAAGCGCACGUAUCACACACGUCGGCAGACCCGGCCAUAUGCCACGGUCUAGAUCCGAUUGUCAUCAAGGCCAUGCCCAUACUCCUCCACCAACGGUCAUCCGUUGGAAGGGAAGAUGAAAUGGAAUGUUGUAUUUGUUUAGGUGUUUUCGAAGAUGGUGAUAAAGUCAAAGUGUUGCCUAAGUGUGAUCAUCGAUUUCACUCAGAUUGUGUAGAUCGUUGGCUUUGUACUCAAUCCAGUUGCCCACUUUGUCGACUCUCUCUCCGAGUUGACCCGCCUUCUGACCCGUCGGUAAUAUUAGCUGUAUGAUUUUUUUUCAUUAUUUUUUUUUGAUUUGUUUAAUACCAGAUCGAAAUUUACCCACUUCUAUUUUUUUUGUGGGUUAGUUGGUUAAUUAGAGAGGAAGAUUUUGAUGCAACAACCCAAAAAUCACAUAAUCGUGAUUCAGCGGAUUUGUUGAAUUUUUCUCUUUUUUAAUUAUUAUUAUGAUUAUUAAUAUAUAUAUAUUUUUUUCAAUAUUUUGUAAAAUGUAAAUAAGUGUGACAGUCGUACCAUCAAUUGAGUGUGUGACAGCGUCACUUAGACGACAGAACUGUAUUAAAUUAUUUGGUUGUAUAUUAUGGAGAACCAGAAAUUUUUUCCAGUUCUUUUAAAUUGUAAAAAUCAACCCUUUGUAGUUUGUAAUCCUAAUUUUGGGAUCUCAAUAUAAAUAUUGAAUGUUUUAUUUAUUUAUUUUUUUUGCAUAAUUAUAAUUGGGAACAAGAAAGUUCUGGAUAAAUAAAAAAAAAAAAAAAAAAGUUAUGGGGAAUUUGGAAUUAUUAGAUGGGAAAAUGGUGUACAACUAAUAUUUUGUUGUUUAAAUUCCCAUCUAAGAUAGAUAGAUAAGCUGAAAUGCAGAUCAAAGACCGUAUCUUGACAAUCCACUUGUUGUAUAUAAGUGGAAAGGGGUCACAUUUAUGAAUUGAUUCUUGAAAAUUGACUUAAUUUUACGACUCGAGACACUUAAUUUCCCAACUCAAAAGUUGUUGUAUCAUACUAACUUCGGACGGCUGGAUAAGGUUUAUGAUAUGACAUUUCACAUUUGGAUAAUUUGUAUUGCUAGUUUCUUUGGUACGAUACUUGAACCAAUUUGUUCAAUGUGAAAUUGAAAAUGAAGUGCAAGGUUUCUUAUAUUGAAUUCUAGUAUUUUUGAAAGUAUAUUCAUUCUUAGGUGUUGACGUGAAUAGAUGUGUUCCGGGGUGUUGAUGUGAAUGCGGAAGGUUACAAUUUUGUAGCAGGGAGAUUACGACAGAGAUAUUAGAUGUGAAUGCAGAAGGUUUCGAUUUUGUAGGCUGAUUACGACAGAGAUAUUAUUAAAAGAUCCUACUGAUAUUAGCUUAUGAUGAAUUAUUAGGUGAUAGAAUUGCAAAUUGCAUUAUUGUGGAAAAGUGAUACUGAUAGAUCAAUUUUGCAUACCAAAUAAGGGAAAUGUUAUGUUCAAUGUACUAAUUUAUGUCAAUUAGCGCUUAUCCAUGUAAUCCAUCACAUUUGUAGAUGUGGAGAGGUGUUAGAUAUGCUGUUUUUUCCAGUGAUAUUUUAGACUCCA
Messenger RNA from Chenopodium quinoa (quinoa), 2093 nucleotides. Its product is annotated as RING-H2 finger protein ATL66-like. Lineage: Eukaryota; Viridiplantae; Streptophyta; Magnoliopsida; Caryophyllales; Amaranthaceae. The record is from RefSeq and is a predicted model, not a curated record. The transcript has a single exon. The coding region runs from base 275 to 817 and encodes 180 amino acids.